Molecule: messenger RNA, 792 nt
Organism: Pieris macdunnoughi
Lineage: Eukaryota; Metazoa; Arthropoda; Insecta; Lepidoptera; Pieridae
Source: the annotation of a GenBank genome assembly
AUGGCUUUUAUGGGAGAUACACUAUCACCAGCUCCUCUUUGGCAUAAUGGUCCAACUCCAGGAGCAUUUUACAAUUUUCCUGCGAAUUCAUCAAAUUUGGGGCCUGCAUCCCGUCCACUACAAGAUUUCCGAGCUCACUCUGCAAGUCCAAUAACGACAACAACAUCUGUUAUAGCUGUUAAGUUUGAUAAAGGCUGUGUAAUUGCAGCAGACACACUUGGUUCGUAUGGAUCUCUAGCUAGAUUCAGAGACUGCCCCCGUGUUAUGAAAGUCAAUGAUCUGAUUAUGCUUGGAUCUGGUGGUGAUUAUGCUGACUUUCAGUACUUGAGAGAUAUUAUUGAACAGAAAAUUAUUGAUGAACAGUGUCUUGGAGAUGGACUUAACUUAAAACCGCGGUCCCUACACUGUUGGCUAACAAGAGUGCUGUACAACAAGAGAAGCAAGAUGGAUCCAUUGUGGAAUAAUUAUGUUGUUGCUGGCAUACAGGAUGGUGAGCCUUUCCUUGGUGCAGUAGAUAAGCUUGGAACUGCAUAUGAAGAUGCAGCCAUUGCCACUGGGCUUGGAGCAUACAUGGCAACACCCCUAAUAAGGGAUGCAACUGAAAAGGGGCCGCUGAAUGAAGAGUCAGCCAAGGCCUUGGUUCGCAAAUGUAUGGAAGUUCUAUUCUAUCGAGACGCACGUUCGUUUCCCCGAUACCAGCUAGGUGUGGUGACAGCUGCUGGAGUUACAAUUGAUGAUACUGUAGAACUUAAACACGACUGGUCAUUGGCACACAUGAUUAAAAUGAAGUAA